Molecule: messenger RNA, 6539 nt
Organism: Ahaetulla prasina
Lineage: Eukaryota; Metazoa; Chordata; Lepidosauria; Squamata; Colubridae
Gene: SYT9
Product: synaptotagmin 9
Exons: 7
Coding region: 8-1810 (600 amino acids)
Biological process (GO): regulation of dopamine secretion; cellular response to calcium ion; calcium-ion regulated exocytosis
Cellular component (GO): membrane; dense core granule
Molecular function (GO): phosphatidylserine binding; SNARE binding; clathrin binding
Source: RefSeq, a predicted model, not a curated record
AUCUCGCAUGCCGGGCGGCAGAGGCAGCAGCAGCACCUCUUCUAUCCAAGCACCGAGGCCGAGAGGAGGAAGUUGGGAGCGGCAGACCUCGGGGGGCUACGGCUUUGCCGCCGCCAAACAUGCGGGCGUCUCCCCAGUUGCCUCGUUGUGGGCGCCAGACGACAGGCGGGCAGCAGCCGAAGCCGCGCGUGUGAGCGAGCGGGGAGCUCCUCUCCUCUCACAAGGAUGCUGGGGGACGAUGCCUCGUGGCAGGGAGGACGAGAUUUGCCGGAAAGCGCUGAAACUGCUGGUCGAGCUCUGCUCCGAGGGGACGGUGGAGAACGACAGGUGCCUGGAGUUCAGCUACUACCUGCGGGACAGCGGCAGACCCCGGCCGGCCGACGCAGAUAUCACAGUAAGUUUGCUGUCCUUGGUGGUCACCGCGUGUGGACUUGCUUUGUUUGGGGUAUCUCUGUUUGUGUCCUGGAAGCUUUGUUGGGUUCCAUGGCGAGAGCGUGGCCUGUUUGGCAACAAAGACAAGCAGGAAUCCUUGAACUACACAGACACAGAGACCAAUGACCAAGACUAUAGUGAGGAAUUCCUGGGACAGCCGACUACCUACCCUGACUCUUCCAUGAAAAUUAGCCACACUUCUCCAGACAUUCCAUUGGACGCUAAGGCAGGGACCAAGGAGAACUGCAUGCACAAUGUUCGGAUGCAUCGACAAAUCACAGAGCCAACACCUUCUGCUCGGCACAAUUCAAUACGAAGACAGCUCAAUCUUUCAAAUCCUGACUUCAACAUCCAACAGAUCCAGAAGCAGGAGCAGCUGACAGGCAUUGGACGCAUCAAGCCGGAGCUCUAUAAGCAAAGAUCAGUAGACACGGAUGAUGGUCGGAGAAAUAAUAGCAAGUCUUGUGGGAAAAUCAAUUUUAUUGUAAAAUAUGAUUGUGACUUAGAACAACUUAUAGUGAAGAUUCACAAAGCUGUCAGCCUGCCAGCAAAGGAUUUUUCUGGAACUUCAGACCCUUAUGUCAAGAUCUACUUACUUCCAGAUAGGAAAACAAAACAUCAGACUAAAGUACAUAGAAAAACUCUUAACCCAGUAUUCGAUGAAGUUUUUUUAUUUCCUGUUCCUUACAAAGAUUUGAGUUCAAGAAAACUUCAUUUUUCUGUCUAUGACUUUGACCGCUUCUCCAGGCAUGACUUGAUUGGCCAAGUGAUAGUGGAUAAUUUUUUAGAGUUAUCCGACUUUCCUAGGGAAUGUAAUAUUUGGAAGGAUAUUGAAUAUGUCACAAAUGACAAGGUGGAUCUUGGCGAGUUGAUGUUUUCGCUUUGCUAUCUUCCAACAGCUGGCAGACUAACCAUAACUAUAAUAAAAGCAAGAAAUUUAAAAGCAAUGGACAUAACAGGAGCAUCAGAUCCAUAUGUGAAGGUGUCACUAAUGUGUGAAGGGAGACGAUUAAAGAAAAGGAAGACUUCUAUCAAGCGGAACACCCUCAAUCCUGUUUACAAUGAAGCCAUAGUCUUUGAUGUCCCUCCAGAAAGCAUUGAUCAGAUUCACUUGUCUAUAGCCGUUAUGGAUUAUGACCGUGUAGGUCACAAUGAAGUAAUUGGAGUCUGUCAAGUAGGCAAUGAAGCAGAAAGUCUUGGGCGAGACCAUUGGAAUGAAAUGCUCUCCUACCCUCGAAAACCCAUCGCACGCUGGUAUCCGCUUGCAGAGGGCCCUAUUGAGCAGAAAUGUUCUGCAGGCCUUCUGCGCAUUGAUGGCUGCCGAAGAGGCUUCUUCACUCUUUUAACCUAUUCAGCAGAAAUUUGGCAUUCCUGUUGAACCCUUUCUUAGCCACUUUCUCAGGGGCCAUUCUGCAGAGAGUCCAAAGGGUUAAGGCAUUCCUUAAUUCCAUUAUUUGACUGUCGCCUUUUCCCCAAAGCCAGGAUUUAUAAAUUCCAACCCUUAGAAUGCAAAACUUUUAUUAGUUACAAAGAUGCUCCUGAAGCUUUCUACAGUUUUCAUUCUAACAUAGUUACCUGUGUCUAUCAGGAACACCCUUCUAUUGCUACUGAUGGGCUUUCAAGUAAAUUACAUAAUAAGUCACAUUGUCCCAGUCAAGAGGAUAAUCCAUUUUGAUAUCCAUUUUGAAAUUUAUCAAAAUCCUAUUUUUAUUAUGGUUAUUAUCAUAAAUACAAUCUUGCCCAUCCUACUUUCCAUUUCUUCAGAGGUCAUACUAUUGAUAAACUGCUCUUGCAAAUUUACAGUCUAUGAAUUACCAUGCAAUAAGUGUUCUAGAAGUUUCCACAAACUAAACUCUUAACUCCUUUCAAUAAUUGAGGUGAAUUGCCUGCCCAUAGCCAUAUAAAAAAUAAGACUAGAUUUAUAAAGUUUUCUUUGAGUCAAGCUUGAAAUGUCCUUGUAGCUUUCUUGGUGGCAGCAUGGAUAGUUAUAAUUAUAUUGUAAUUUAUAUACAAUACAAAAUUAUCAUUAAUUGUAACAAUUGUUAAGGGUGGUUGCAUGGUCAGCCAGAUGUUUAAACUGUAAAGCAAGGGAAGGGGUAUUUUUCUAGAUUUUUUCUGAUUUUUUUUCCUCAUUGAGAAAUUGGGAAUAAGAGUUCACAGUCAUAAACAUAGUUAGUAUUAUAUCCUAAAAGCACCCACUAAAUAUCUAUACAGUGAGAAGCCUUUCUCCAGUAUCAUUAAAGUUAUUAUCUUAAACCGAAGGGUGCAUUUCUGCCACUUUUCCCAAAGCGAAGGAAGGAUUUGAUACCUUCUUUAUAUGUUGCCUUUCUUGCUCACUUUUAUAGAGGUUGGGAAUUUUGGCCUUUUCCUUCUACCGGUCUUGAUGGGUAGGGAAAGAAAUGGAGUAAGCAGCAAAUCAUUUAUUUUUCUAGAAAUAGAAGCUACAAGCUUGUUAUCUGGCCUCUUAAAAUUCUUUUUGCCCCUGCUAUUUUUUUCUAGUUACAUAGUACGUAUCACCUAGGUUAGCUCAAAUAAGCUGGUCUCCCAAAUCUUUCAUCUCAAGAUUUCUGGAGUAGCUAUGGGCCUGAUGAGAACAGAGCAAAUAUAAAGAUUUUGAACUCUUUUUCUGGUCCUUUGAGAUGAUUGCCCUCCAGGUGAACAGACCAGCGCAGAGGAACUAAAUAGCAAUGUUUACUUCUUUACUAAAAGAUAAGAGUUCUGAAUUCUAUAUUUAAACUCUAUUUUAAGUAUAUGACUAUAUUUUUGUAAAUUAUAAAUUGAAAUCAUAAAUUAUAGUUAAAUUCCUACUAAAUAGAUAUUUUGUGACAAAAGCACCCACCAAAUAUGCUUUUAAAUUUACAGAUCAAUCACUUCUCAAUGUAAUCCAAAUCAGGCCAUAUGGUAUAAUGUUUUGUUUUCAAAGUAACAAAUUGAUUAUACAUCUGUAAAACUUACUUUAAUAAAAAGAUUUAUUCAUUCUCUACCCAACCACCUACAAACCAAAAUGUAUUUUCCUCUAGUUUCAAACAUUUCACAAACCUUUCAAUUUUUAUUGAGGCACUAUGAAUAAUUACAUAAAACAAUUUUAAAUGUAUCGCAUCAUAGACAGGAAGCUUGUAGAUUUUGUGGAAUGCUUCAAAUCAUGUUUAGAUAAGCCAUGAUAAUACAAAACAAAUAUUAUUUAGAGAGGCAUAACUGAGAAAAAACACCAUAUAGUAACCAUCCCUUACAGUUUUCACAAAUCUUCUGCAAAGAAACUUAUAAACUUUGUUCUUUCAUUAGAUAUGUGUUGGAACAAAAGAAAAAAAUGUUUUGAUUAUAUGUAGCUGUUAUCACUGUCUUUUGUUUGGUUGACUGGUUGGUUGAGCUUCCAUUUUUCAUUGUAACAUUGCCUUAAAGGGUUGAAAAAUCUGAUGUUCAAGCCCACAUCCUAGGGGAAAGGUCAAUUAAUUCAGCUAGUAGUUUUAAAGAAAAUGCUACUACUUAGCAGAUAUUCCCUGCAGCCUACAACAAAUCUCUUAAGCACUUUUUUUACACUGUACUGUAUGCAAGAUUACUGUCAAUCAAAAAGUGGAAUGACUGAUGAGUUCCUAAUGGAAAAUGAGUCUUCCCCAAUCUGAUAUCUUUCAGACACGUUGAAAAUUCUUCAACCAGCAUGGCCAUUAUGGGAAUUGAGGACCUGGAUUAGGGAAGCUGAUGUAGACCAAGACAUCUUGAUUACAGUAUUAUUAUUAUUUUUAAUACUCUGGAGUUAUGUGGUUUGGUUAAUCAGAUUUGUAAACCAGUGUUGAGAAAGUCUGAUAUCACCGACUCAUGCCAUCACAUGCAUAACAAAGAAAAGAAUCAAAAGAAAUGCGACAUUGCAAAGAGUUCUGCUCCUGAGGAUACAGUCUCAUCCCUAAAGAUCAUAGGCUAAAUAUCCCAUUUUUUUGUUCCAUGUUAAGUUCUCAGUUAACAAAUCAAUUUUGUAGAAUAAAUGAUCUCCAGACCUGUACAUGCAUGUCCACACAAAGACAGGCUAUUUCAUCUCCUGAAGACUUGGGUGUAAUCAGCCAUUUAAAACUCUGCUAUAUUUUCCAGAUGCCUCUGUAACUAUUUGUGGAUGCUUAUUUGUCAAUCAAAUUUAUAUAGUUGCCUACCUCAGAAAUGUGAUUCUGGGUGGUACAUACAAAAAAAAGUUAAAAACAUCUGUAAGCAGCCAUGAAAAAUGAUUAAACAGAAAUAUAAACAUUGUAAGAGAAUAGGCCAACAUUCUAUAAAAAUAUAACAUGUUGCACAGUUCCUGUUUUCCCAAGGCUGCUGGGGAAAAUCAUGUUUUAAGAGAUUUCUGGGAGGCAUCUGCCUGAGUGACCUAAUGUUCUAAAACCACAACAGAGAUAACACCAUAAUAGACGGCAUCCAUUAAAUACUUUGCCUGGUGACUUGAUGGAGUGGAUAGGUAUAACUAGGAAGAAGCGGUCUCACAAAGAAUCUGUUCCAGUGCCAUGUUAUGGUUAUAUACAUAAACAGACACACAUAUUGUACACAUGCAUGUCUGUGUUGCCGUCUAGUAAAUAUGGUACAGUUUUUGAAGACUGGGUACAUCUAAACCUUCUGGAAAGGUCUUAUGAUUUGGGUAUAUCUAAACUUUCCAUGUCAGGUUUAUAGGAACACAUGGGAUCUAGCUUGAUUACUUUGUUAUUAAAUAUGGAAGCUUAGAACUGGAAGUGCCAUAAUUCUCCUAAAGGUGUUUUGCAGCAAGUAUUACCCAAAUUAUUCCAUUUAAAUCUCCAAACAAAUUGGUUGAACCUAUAAAAAUUCAUAAAUCCAAUCUGUAUGCACACACACAUUGAGAGAGAGAGAGAGAGAGAGAGAGAGAGAGAGAGAGAGAGAGAGAGAGAGAAAUAUAUAGGAAAAUGAAACAAAAGGAACAAAAAAGGGACUUUUGAGCAGUUUGCUUGAUUCUUUCAUUUUUUUAUAAUUCUAGGUUAACAUAAAUAUAUAUACUAUAUAAUUAUAUAUAGUAAAACCACAAUUUAACUGGUCUUGAUUUAAUCAUGCAGAUAUCACAUACUUGGAUUUAAUGUACUCUCUUUCAUCCAGAACUGCUUCAUUAAAUUGAGGAUUUUACUGUAUAUUCUCUUUGUUCUACUAAAAUUGGUUUAAAAGAAAAAUACGGCUUAUACUUGCUUCCAAUUAUACUCACCAAGCAUAAUAGUGUUUAAAAACAAUGAAACAAGAAACCUUAUAAAAAAUUGUUACUUCUAGCCUUCUUUUUUUUUUUUUGAAUCAGAGAAAAAAGUAGUUUCUUAGCAAUUACAAUGAAAUUAGUUUUAUCUUAGUAGUUUGUCAUUUGGAAGGGGACUACCUGAAUGACACAUAAUGAAAUACCAUAUAAUAUAAAUGCAAACAAAAUAAAUCUUUUAAUAGUACUUUCAAAUUAAAUAUAUGCAUUGCGUAAUCAUGUAGCUUUGUUGUAUCUCUCAAGUUCCUCUUUAGGCAUGCACCCCAGUCUUGAAGUUUUUAAUAUCUUCUGACAUUGACUUUGUUGCUACGUGCAGAACUCCCACAUAAAUCUCAGAUGUAGGAAUGUGAGGAGUUUGUGCAACUUGAAAGAUACAGCACAUUGUAUGAAGCACUACCGAAGAAGAUACCUAUCAAGCUAAUGAGUUACUCUCCAUGAUAAUUAUCACCCUCAGCAAAUAUUAUUGCCUUAAAUUCAAAUAGCUGUCAGUAGAAACAGACUAACAAGAAGCUGGAUUUAGAUUUGAUGUUCUGCAAGAAAUAAGUUCAUUUGUGCUAAAGAUUUAAAGCCACUCAUAGGGAUCAUAAUCCCAAUCAGAGGUGGGUUUCAGCAAGUUCUGACCAGUUCUGGAGAACCGGUAGCAGAAAUUUUGAGUAGUUCGGAGAACUGGUAGUAAAAAUUCUGCCUGGCCGCACCCCAUCUAUUCUCUGCCUGCCAAGUCCCAGCUGAUUGGGAGGAAAUGGGGAUUCUGCAGUAACCUUUCCCUGGAUUGGGGAGGGAAUGGAGAUUUUACAGUAUCCUUCCCUUGGAUUGGGGAGGGAAUGGAGAUUGUACAGUAUCCUUCCCCUGCCACACUCACAAAGCCACGCCCACCAAGCCAUGC